AUGCAAUUGGUAAUUCAUCAGAUACAAAAGUCUGAUGGUGAAUGGGUGUCUGAGGAUGAGCUCAUUGGCGCGGAGGCGGUUCGGUAUUUCUCUGCCUUAUUCUCGUCAGCGGAUGGCCCUGGUAUGCUAGAUGUCCCCGCUGUCAUCCCUCGGUUGGUGUCAGGGGAGGACAAUGAGAUGUUGGAGGUAGUUCCGUUCUUAGAGGAGGUGCGGCAGACUGAGAUAGUGGGUGGUGAUGUGCAUAAGGCAGUACAAAGUUUCUUCUAUGGUGCCGAGCUCUCAAGGAGAAUUACAGCGACUUCCAUUGUUUUGAUCCCCAAGGUUCAGCAGCCAAAGGAUUUCUCCCAGUAUCAUCCUAUCAGUUUAUGCAACUUUGUGAACAAGAUUUUCUCCAAGAUCCUGACUCGCCGGUUAGCUCCUAUCCUGCCUAAGAUUAUUUUGAUGAACCAGAGUGGGUUUGUUCGGGGUCGGUGGAUAUCAGACAACUACCUACUCGCCCAAGAGAUAAUUGCGGGUAUCAAGAGGAAGGCGCGCGGGGGGAAUGUCGUAUUCAAACUUGAUAUGUCAAAGGCAUACGACUGGAUGAUGUGGCCUUUGUUGAUACAGUCAUCUAGGGGGCUUCGGCAAGGGGACCCUUUGUCUCCUGCUCUAUUUAUUAUCGAGGUGGAGGUGCUAUCUCGUUCUCUUAAACAAUUGGUGGCUCAUUGUGGGUUUCAGGGCGUCUGGGUUCCAAGAUGUUGCCAGACUAUUACGCACUUGGGUUAUCCGGAUGACGUGCUGAGUUUCUCCGGCGCUAAUACGACCUCUCUCAAGUUGGUGAUGAAGGUACUAGAGGAUUAUGAGGGCACCCCCUCUUCUACGGGCGGCGAAAGUGAGAGUACUUUGCUGGGCUCUGCCAAACAGUAG
Coffea arabica (coffee) is the source of this 906-nucleotide messenger RNA. Lineage: Eukaryota; Viridiplantae; Streptophyta; Magnoliopsida; Gentianales; Rubiaceae. The record is from RefSeq and is a predicted model, not a curated record.